AUGCAAGAAGAACUAAAUCAGUUUGAAAUAAACCAAGUUUGGAAACUUGUUUCUAGACCUAAAAAUCAUUCUGUUAUUGGUUCAAAAUGGGUGUUUCGAAAUAAGCUUGAUGAACAAGGUAAUGUUGUGAGAAACAAAGCAAGGUUAGUGGCUCUAGGUUACAACCAAGAAGAGGGUAUCGAUUUUGAUGAGACUUUUGCUCCGGUAUUGAUGAUGCUUGAUGGAACAAUAGGCAAUUCAUAUUUUGAAAGAUUUCCUGAUGUGAGGCAGUUUUUACAUGGAAAAAUGGGAAGUCUGGAAUCCAUUGCCUUACAAACUUUCAUAACAACAAGGGAAGUUAACUAUGAUAAGUUCUGUUCAAUUUAUUGGCCUCGUUUCAAUACACAAAUGACAAAGAAGCUCGACUCAUCUAGAGUCUUUACUGAGAUAAUGUCUCACAUAAAAGGAGACUUUCGUACCCAAUGCUGGCAAGUAUCUAAAAUUUUUCAUUUGAGCCAGAACUUUCGUACCCAUGCUGGUAUUCUCAAGUUAGCUCAAAGUGUUAUUGACCUUCUUUAUCGUUUUUUCCCUUCAUUUGUUGAUAUUUUAAGCCAUGAAACUAGUCUUAUAUUUGGUGAAGCCCCAGUUUGGCUUGAAGCGACAAAUGAUGAAAAUGCAAUUGUGACUAUAUUUGGGAGCAGUGGGAAUGAAGGGACCAAUUUUGUUGGGUUUGGAGCAGAACAAGUCAUAUUAGUGCGUGAUGAUUCGGCAAAGAAAGAAGUGUAUGACUAUGUUGGGAAACAAGCCCUUGUCUUGACUAUAAUGGAGUGCAGGGGCCUAGAGUUUCAGGAUGUACUGUUGUACAACUUUUUCGGCUCAUCACCUCCAAGAAAUAAUUGGAGAGUUGUCUUUGAGUACAUGAAGGAGCAAAAUUUACUUGAUGAGUCCUCUCCUGUUUUCAAUAUGGCAAAACACAAUGUCUUAUGCUCUGAAUUGAAGCAGUUAUAUGUUGCAAUCACUCGUACAAGACAAAGACUAUGGAUUUGUGAGAAUUUAGAAGAGUUUUCGAAACCAAUGUUUGAUUACUGGAAGAUGAAAGCCCUUAUCCAAGUCAGGACAUUGGAUGACUUAAUUGCACAAGGCAUGCAAGUUAGCAGCAGU
Messenger RNA from Jatropha curcas, 1140 nucleotides. Lineage: Eukaryota; Viridiplantae; Streptophyta; Magnoliopsida; Malpighiales; Euphorbiaceae. The record is from RefSeq and is a predicted model, not a curated record.